AUGUUCACCACGCGCGCUCUCCGCCAGGCUGCCGCUCACGCCGAGCGCCAGCCCUUGAUCAAGUUCAUUGGUCCUCGCUCCAUUCCCUCCUCCAUUGACCACACCCCCAAGCCUCACCCCGCCUCGCCCUCGGGCAAGCUCCCUGAGGGCUUCGCCGCCGACUCUGGCGCCGCCCGUCACGCCAAUUUCAGCUCCUACCGCGACCACGCCCAGCAGCACGGCCCCCUUCAAAAAACUGUUCGCUCCGGCGAGGCGGGCAUCGGCGGCCUCUCCGGCGCCGAGCUGGGUGCCGUCGACGCCCCCAACGGCGUCUUCUUUGACAUUUCCGAGCUUCCCGCCCGCUUCCGCCGCCAGCCCAUCAACCUCGCCGAGAUUGAGGCCGUCGAGUCCGGCGGCGCUGCUCUCCUCGGCUAA
This is a messenger RNA of Cordyceps militaris CM01, 414 nucleotides long. Its product is annotated as ribosomal protein YMR-31. The transcript is spliced from 2 exons. NCBI's taxonomy places the organism in Eukaryota, Fungi, Ascomycota, Sordariomycetes, Hypocreales, Cordycipitaceae. Gene Ontology annotation, biological process: 2-oxoglutarate metabolic process. The record is from RefSeq and is a predicted model, not a curated record. Bases 1 to 414 code for a protein of 137 amino acids.